GAUAAGCUACAAAGUAAUCUGGGAUGUCAUGAGGGUGAGUAAAUGAAAAGAGAAUUUUCAUUUUUGGGUGAACUAUCAUCACUUUAAGAGGUCAAUGCUUUGUGUUAUAUCUGUUGCUUCACCAGCAGAGAGAGCACUCUUUGUAACAAUCAUUGCAAAAAGUAAAAAAAGGGUGAGAGAAAGGAAGUGCAUUUGUGUCUGUCAGUCAAAAAGAGAGCGUGAAAGAAAGAGAAGUACAAAGGGAUGGCAAAAUACAAGCUCAAAUGGAGGCAGAUGUGUGGAAGACAUCAAUUCAGUAUUUUCUUCUAUUCAUCUACAUCUCAAGUGUCACAACAUACACUUCAUAUCAGGGAGGAAGUGUUGAUAUCAGAUGCCCCUAUAAGCCAAAAUAUUUAAGUAACAUAAAGUACCUCUGCAGAGGAAAAUGCUCCACUCUGCGUAUUGUUUCAGAAAAGGAUAUACCCAUUACAUCUGGAAUGUCUGCUAGAGAUCAGAGAUUCUCUUUGAAUGUCGACACCACAGCCAAAAUCUUCACUGUCACUAUAACAGAUCUGAAACCAAACGAUGAAGGACAGUACUUGUGUGCUAUAGAGAGACCUCUAUCUGAUGUCUACACUGAGAUUCGAGUAAAUAUCAGAAAAAUGGUCCAAGUGUCUGGUAUAAAAGGAAAGGAGCUGUCCAUCACAUGUCAUUACAAACAUGAUGCCACAGAUAAUGACAAAUUCUUCUGUAAAGGAAAAGACCCAUCCUUAUGUGAGACAUCUGGGAUCAAAGUUUCAUCUGAGAAACACAAACAUGGCAGAUUUUCUCUGAGUGAUGAUAUAUCUGCAAGAGAUUUUAUUGUGACCAUCACUGAUCUGAGAGAAGAGGAUUCUGGGAUAUACUGGUGUGGAUAUGUGGUAAAGACAAUAUUUAAACAAACGCAUAACGAGUGGAUUUCAGCAAUUGAUCUAAAGAUUUCUGAAGUCACACCAGGUACAUCAACCACAUCAAAGAGGACGUCACCUCAAAUAACCACAACAGCUUCCUUUUACAUCACUAAACCAGCAUCAGCAGAUCCUGCAUCAAACAGACCUGUCACAACUGCAUCAUCAUUAUCAACUUCAUCUUCAUCAUUAUUACUUCUCCCAUCAUCAUCUUCCUCUUCUACUGAUUCAUUCUCACCCAAACCACAAUCAGGUUUUACAAGUAUCAUUAUGCUGCUGGUUAUGGUCAUGCUGUUGGUGUUUGGAUUCUUAGUGAUUGUUUACAUCAGACGGAAACAAAAGAAAAAAGAACUGCAGUUCAGAGGAGCUGUUUGUUGCUCAAUGGAGAAUCUGCCCGAUGGAGAGAUUGGAAAAACUAAAGAAGGCACUCAUCCCAUCUAUGAUUAUGAAGAGAUCCUUCUGACAAAUGAUCAUUCUGAUUACAGUUUGUUUCAUCCUGUAUUUGGUGAAGAUGAUGCCUCUGUUUAUGCUGUAGCACAAUUACCCAGCAUCACCUCUGAUAGUGUCACUUAUUCCACCAUCAAAUUACAGAAUACAGCUCAUUCAGACAGAACCUCUCCUGAUGGGCAGACAACAUGUGACUAUGCAACUGUUAAUCCAUGAAAGACUCAUCCAUGGACGGUGACAUGAGAGGAGACUAUCAGCGCCCCAUCAGGUUCAGAACGCGAUUCUUCGUUUGACAGCUCAGAGAGGCUGGAAGUGGUGAUGACGUAAUGCUGCUGUGUCAAAGUGAAAGCAAUUCACUCAUAUCUGAGA
Messenger RNA from Myxocyprinus asiaticus (Chinese sucker), 1742 nucleotides. Its product is annotated as polymeric immunoglobulin receptor-like. The record is from RefSeq and is a predicted model, not a curated record. Lineage: Eukaryota; Metazoa; Chordata; Actinopteri; Cypriniformes; Catostomidae. Bases 264 to 1589 code for a protein of 441 amino acids. The transcript has 8 exons.